AUGCGAUCCUUUUCAAUAUGUAAUACACACUACGCAAAAAAAGAAAAGCCCUCUCAAAGUCCAUUAUCACCAUCAAAAAAAUCAAUUUCAGAAAAUGCACCUAACACUAUUCAAGCCACCAUGUCGAUAUCUGCCGCACCAGCAGGCACAGUACUUCAAGGCAUUAAUUACUUAAAAGAUGGCACGGAUCCAAUUGCAUUGCCUGAUCACGAAUAUCCGGAAUGGUUAUGGGAAAUACUGGAUGAAAAGAAACAAAAAGAAUGGGCUAAUGAUCCAACUAAUCGUCAAUAUCUUCGUAAAAUUCGACGUGAAAAAAUUCGUGACGCAAAUUUCGAUAAAAAUAAGAACAAAUAA
Ambispora gerdemannii is the source of this 354-nucleotide messenger RNA. The record is from the annotation of a GenBank genome assembly. Lineage: Eukaryota; Fungi; Glomeromycota; Glomeromycetes; Archaeosporales; Ambisporaceae.